CAAAAAACAUGUGUAUGGUGUUUUUUUUGUUAGAAUUCCAUGGAUAGGAUUCAAACAGAACAGAACCAGAAGGAUUGGGUGUGUUGGUGUGAUUGGUAGGUCAGCUCAGUUCAUUGUUCUCAACAUGUCGAUGCUGCUGAGGAAGGCCUGGGAUAUGGUGUUGUGGAGAUCUGACUCGUCACCAUCAUCAUCAUCAUCAUCAUCCAUAUCAACAGCAACAACAACUGCAACAAGAUUUUCACUUGAAGUGGCACAUUCUGACAUGGGUGAAUUGGAGCAGCUACCCAGUGACAUCUUGAUGCAAAUUCUGAAGCUUUUGGGUCCAAAAGCGGUGGCAAAAUUAAGUGUGGUUUGCAAGAGUUUGAGAUCCAUUGCGUCUGAUAACAGACUUUGGAUAUACUUCCUUCAGACCCAUCAGGCUGAACCUUGGGAUUCUGUCUUCUUUGCUGAGACCACCUUGAGUUCUGGCUACCCUCUUCCAGCAUACGUUGGUCACUGGCCCCAGCUAUCAUUCAAGCAUAUUUAUGGCCAGAGAGCACAAGUUCCUGGUUCUAUUAUUAUUGAUGGUGGUUCUGGCUACUGCAAAUUUGGCUGGAGCAAAUACGAAUGUCCAUCUGGUCGAUCAGCAACAUUUUUGGAGUUUGGUAACAUUGAGUCUCCAAUGUAUACUAGGCUUCGACAUUUUUUUGCAACUAUUUAUAACAGGAUGCAGGUGAAACCAAAUAAACAACCAGUUAUUGUUUCGGUACCAAUAUGUCAUUAUGAAGAUACUCAAUCUGCAAAAGCUUCAAGACAACAGCUUAAAGAGGCAAUCUACGCAUCUUUGUUUGACAUGAAUGUUCCUGCUGUUUGUGCUGUCAACCAGGCCACUCUAGCUCUGUACGCUGCAAAACGAACUUCUGGAAUAGUUGUUAAUAUAGGUUUUCAAGUCACUUCUAUUGUUCCAAUUUUAAAUGGUAAAGUAAUGCGCAAGGUGGGUGUGGAAGUUGUGGGGCUGGGAGCACUGAAGCUUACAGGAUUUCUCAGGGAGAAGAUGCAGUUGAACAACUUAACUUUUCAAUCUUUGUAUACUGUUCGCACACUGAAAGAGAAGCUAUGCUAUGUUGCACUUGAUUAUGAAGCUGAGCUAUUAAAGGAUACAAACGCAUCAUAUGAGGCUGCAGGAGAAGGAUUUACCCUCUCAAAAGAGAGGUUUCAGACAGCAGAGGUCUUAUUCAAGCCUCAUUUUGCUGGAGUGCAAGCCAUGGGUCUGCACCAAGCAAUAGCUCUUUGUGUGAAACAUUGCCAUUUUGCAGAUUUACCAGGUGACAAUGAUUGGUACAAGACUAUAGUUUUAUCAGGGGGCACUGCAUGCCUACCUGGUUUGGCUGAGAGGGUAGAGAAGGAACUCCAUACCUUACUUCCUCCCUACAUGUUCAAUGGAAUUAGAGUCAUACCUCCUCCAUAUGGUGCUGAUACGCCAUGGUUUGGAGCUAAGAUUAUUGGCAAUUUGAGCACCUUUCCUGGUCAUUGGUGUGACAAAAAGCAGUUCCGUCAGAAGCCUAGACUCAGCCUCAUAUGGUGAUUAUCUUGAUAUAUAAUUUAUUUUAUCAAUUAUUCCCUCUAAGAACAGAAGAUCAGAAUUCUAGCAACUGCUCUAGCAUGUACAAAUACUAUGUUUUCCUCGUUGAUAAGAAGCCUUUAAUUAAUAUUUAGCCUGUUAAGAAUAAUGUAAUAAGGUUGAUGGCUACACUGCAAGUGUCAAGAAACUGUUGUAGUUGAAGAGCAAACCACAACAUGAGAGUUUUGCUGUAAGUUGAAAAAUGCUGCAAGAUUGGAAUGUAUUCUGGAUCUCCCUCUCACGUUUAUUGUUGAAGUGAGAUGUACCCUUUAAGAAUGACAUAAAUUUCUGAGAUGAAUUGCUCCUCAACUUGCAA
Molecule: messenger RNA, 1916 nt
Organism: Vigna unguiculata (cowpea)
Lineage: Eukaryota; Viridiplantae; Streptophyta; Magnoliopsida; Fabales; Fabaceae
Gene: ARP8
Product: actin-related protein 8
Molecular function (GO): protein binding
Source: RefSeq, a predicted model, not a curated record